This is a messenger RNA of Drepanopeziza brunnea f. sp. 'multigermtubi' MB_m1, 2532 nucleotides long. The record is from RefSeq and is a predicted model, not a curated record. NCBI's taxonomy places the organism in Eukaryota, Fungi, Ascomycota, Leotiomycetes, Helotiales, Drepanopezizaceae.
AUGCCCCAGCGGCAGCGGGCCCUCCCACCUGAACACCUCUCCAUCCCCAUCCCUCCCAUCCCCCGAGACAACACCGUCGUCAAGACGUCGGAUUCGGCCAGGGAGGCCUCGUGUCGGCUGCGGAACGACAAGAGAUGGAACUUCCAUAAGGAUGAGAUCCGCCGCAUCUAUAUCGAGGAGGACCGCACGCUCCAGGUCACCAUGCGGAUGAUCGAGGAGAAGUACGGCUUCAAGGCAAGCCCGAGGAAGUGGAAGAUGAAGCUCAAGGAGUGGAACUUUGAAAAGUACUUCCCCUCGGCCGUCAUGAGCUUCGCCGUCGCCAAGAGGGAGAAGAGGAAGAAAGAGGAGGGCAAGGAUACCAUAUUCUAUCACGGCAACUCUUUGAUCCCGCCCGAGAAGAUCGAACACUUCAAGCGCAGGAAGAUGUCAAAUAAAGCGCGGAUGGCAAGUCCGGAUCCAGCACGGCAUGGCACAGACGCACCGGACGAACCGCCGCAACUGACUUGCACUACUAUAGGCACGCCAAGAGAUAUAAGCUACUCGACCCCAGGUCCGGAGCGGUCUCCGUCGCCCACGUCGGAAGAUGUCACGAUCACCCUCGCUGACUACCGCACGACGACGGGAAACCAAGGGCCAACGGGCCAACAGAGUGUCACGCCGAAGAUGGAGCAGAGUGUCACUCCCGUCACGGAGCAGAGCGUGAAGCCAAUGGGAAAGCACUUUGCUCCCCAGAUGAGGGAGCAGAGCAUGCCUCACUAUCAACCUCCGGCGAUGGGGUACGCACCUAGAGGACAGGAUGGCGAUGAGGAUGCUGACGGCGAUGUGACGACUCCAGCACCGCCUAGCUACACCGAUGAGCUUCCUGCCCUCAGUCCUCUGAGACCCCCCUCCUCGCCAAACUCGUCAUCCAACCUCCAAGAGCUCUCUCAAAGCCCCCCAUCGACUUCCCAAGACCACAACACGCUUCCUCAGAUGAAAUAUCUGACUAUCAACCCGGUCCUCUUGGAUGUCAAUCAUGUCGGGGACGACACGAUUUCCUCUAAUGACGAUCAAAUGGUAUAUCAGAUGGACCGCCGCGGCUCAAGUGUGCAACCCACCGAUAUCCAAAAGGUAUCCGGAAAAGAAACCAGCACAGAGCCAUCAGAUAGCAUAAUACACGGUGUAGUGAUCGACUUCCCGCGGAUCGCCUCCAGAUUGUCAACUUUUGAUAUUGCCGGUCAGACGUCCUACCUUCGGGGCAGCGAUGACAUGCUACCUCCUAUCGGCGACAACGCAGACGAAAGAGCCUUGGACGGAAGUCUGGCCACAUUUGAAGAAAAAAUGGACCUUGCUCAAACAUAUCGGGAAAGCGGCUCUUUGCGAAAUGCUGAGUCAGCAUAUCUUCAAGCUCUGGUGGAGUACUCUGAAAUUGCCUGCGCCGAGGGAAAGAUAGCUCGACAUAUCCCCGAAUUUCUUCUUUUCUUCAAGUCUCUCGAAAACACUGGUCCUGAACAUAACUUGCACCAGAGCAUCUUCAUUUGUCGCUGGUUACUGGUAACAUGCGAAAAAGAACUUGGCCAGGGGCCUGAAACGAUACGAACUAUGCAUGCACUAGCCGGCUUGCGAUUACGAUCCAAACGGUUAUUCGACGCGGAGGAUUUAUACACGAAAUCCUUCAGCGGCUUCGAGAGACUGGGGCUAGUCAAGGAAAGACUGGAAUGUCAACGCUCCCUCGGAGUACUGCUCUUCAGUGUGGGACGCCUCGACAAGGCAGUGCGGAUGCUGGUCUCCACGCUCUGCGAGUACAUGACCGGCGACACGCUCGAAGGCCUCGGGCGCGGCGACGAAGUAUGCGAAGUCCUAACCGCGCUCUCUGACGCCUUCAUAAAAACCAAGCACGAUAGACACUGGAACGCCAUGAAGUCCUCCGUGUCGCAACUCCAGACCCUUCUCGUCCGGCCCCAGGAAGUCUGUCGAUGGUCGCCGAACAUCCAGCCGAAAGUGUUUCUCGAAGCCAUGAAGCUGGCAUCCACAAUCUCGGCAGAGGAUUGGUACGAGACGGCUGAAAUGCUGUACCUGGUCACCGUGCCCAAGAUCCACGCGCUCGACAACUUCAUAUACGGGCGCAAGAAAGCAGACGCGUUCAUCGCUUACUGCAUGCAACAUCGGCGGCGCAAAGAAUGGCGCAAAUGCAUCCGUGACAUUUUGCACGCGUACAAGUGCCUGAUGGCCGGCGACCGCGAAUCAGCCGUGCAGGAAGGACCCGUCGACCUCCUCCGGGAGACCUGGUCCGUCAUCAAGAAAGCCAUCGUCGACGAGCCGGGCGUCACCAAAGACGCUGCGACACGAGAAUCGAUGCGCAAAAUCGACCUUGCCGACCAGAAAUUGCUGUGCUGGAAGAAACUCCUGCUCUCCGGCUUGCUGGACGACGAGAGCGAGGAGGAGGACUGGGACAAGGACGCGACGGCGCGCGACUCCAGGUACGGCGUCACGUACAGCGUGAGCGACGUGACUGGGGUGAGCUACUCGGCGUAUUACCGAGAGCUGCGGUAA